Messenger RNA from Solanum tuberosum (potato), 2307 nucleotides. RefSeq names its product LRR receptor-like serine/threonine-protein kinase GSO1. Gene Ontology annotation, molecular function: protein binding. NCBI's taxonomy places the organism in Eukaryota, Viridiplantae, Streptophyta, Magnoliopsida, Solanales, Solanaceae. The record is from RefSeq and is a predicted model, not a curated record. The coding region runs from base 1 to 2307 and encodes 768 amino acids. The transcript has 2 exons.
AUGGCCUUGGCUCUUCCUAAUUUGCAACUUCAAGGCACAAUUACCCCGUCUUUAACCAAUUUGUCCUUCCUCAGUAUUCUCAAUCUCCAGAACAACAGCUUCCACGGUGGCAUCCCUUAUGGACUUGGCCACAUGCCUCGCUUGCGAGUCAUUGACGUUAAAAACAAUCAGCUCAACGGAAGUAUACCAACAAGUCUAUUUCAAAACCGGAGAGUUCAAGUAAUUUCAUUGGCUUUCAAUGAACUCAGUGGUGAAAUGUGGAGAGGCCCAUGGUAUGUACCCGAACUCAGAGUCUUAGAUCUCGGGAACAAUAGCCUCACCGGUAUAGUCCCUCCUUCUGUUGGAAAUGCCACAAAAAUGAUGAACUUCAGUAUGUCUGGGAAUAGAGUCAGCGGCAACAUUCCAAAGGAGAUCGGUAAUCUGAGCCAACUUACAGACUUGUCCUUGACUGAUAAUCAAUUAAUAGGUUCCAUUCCCGCAGAACUGUUUAAUAUCUCGUCGCUACUUGCCAUACAUCUGCGAUACAAUAGCCUUUCCGGCCCUCUCUUGCUAGAUGAAGGGAAUAUUGUGUCAAAUCUCAAAUAUCUAAUUAUAUCUCACAACCAAAUUUCUGGUUGCAUUCCUUCCAACAUAUGCCAACUCACAAAGAUCAAAGUUUUGUCCAUAUAUUUCAACAACAUAACUGGAGACAUACCCAGAAAUAUUGGUUGUUUAUCCAAACUUGAGAUGUUUCUUAUUGGUGAAAAUCCAAUAAAAGGGAAUAUUCCCACUUCGUUGGGAAAUAUUUCCACUCUGCAAUAUAUUUAUUGUGGAAACAAUCGCAUAGUGGGGCAAAUUCCUCCGGAAUUAGGGAAGCUAUCAAAUUUGAGGGAAUUAAGCUUUGCCCAAAAUUCUAAUCUUGUUGGUCAAAUUCCAGAGGCUUUUUUCAACAUAUCUUCUUUGGAAAUUACUGAUUUCAGUUUCAAUAACCUCUCAGGUCUUCCAACCACUACAGGUCUUCAUCUUCCAAACCUUAAACAGCUUGUCUUGGGAGGUAAUCAGCUUGAAGGGGAAAUUCCAGCAUUCAUAACAAAUGCUUCCAAGCUUCAGAUACUGGAGCUAAGUGAUAACUUUCUGACAGGAACUAUUCCUAACAAUUUGGGGAAUCUUCGUGAGCUGCAAGAACUAUACCUACAUCAUAAUCAACUUACCAAUGAACCCAGGGAGCGUGAGUUGUUAUUUUUCUAUUCUUUGGCAAACUGUAGGGUGUUGAAAUAUCUACAAGUCGGUAACAAUCUGUUGAAUGGCAUUCUGCUCAAUUCUAUUGGGAAUCUUUCAUCUACUAUCGAAAGUUUGUAUAUAGGAUACGCACACAUCAGAGGCCUCAUCCCCAUAAGCAUAGGCAACAUGAGUGGUCUUACAUCCCUAGACAUUGAAGGAAACAACUUUAUGGGAAGUAUUCCUCCUGAGAUUGGUAAGCUUAAACAACUCCAAGGGUUGUAUCUAAAUAACAAUAAAUUGCAGGGACAUAUUCCAGAGACGGUAUGCCAUUUAUCUAAUUUGGUUCAAUUAUAUCUACAUACUAAUGAGCUCUCUGGAUCAAUUCCGGAAUGCUUAGGAAAUCUUAGCAUGCUACAAGAGCUUUAUUUGAGUUAUAAUAAAUUUUCAUCAAAAUUUCCGUUGAGCCUUUGGAAGUUGAGUGGUCUUCUCUAUCUAAGUUUGUCACAAAAUUCAAUAGAGGGAGAAGUUCCAUCAGAUAUUGGAGGACUUAAAGCCAUUGUAGAACUAUAUCUUUCCAGUAACCACUUUUCAGGAAUGAUACCAAGCACAUUCGGGGAACUCCAAAGCCUGCAGUAUCUUGACCUAUCAAACAAUUCAUUUUUUGGCAAAAUUCCAUUAUCAUUUGCCAACUUGAUAAGCUUGGAAUUCUUGAAUUUGUCUUUAAAUGCAUUGUCAGGUAAUAUUCCUAAGUCAUUGGAAAAACUCUCCUACCUUAAAAGCAUUAAUGUUUCAUUCAACGAUUUAGAAGGUGAAAUACCGAGUGGUGGUGUGUUUGCAAAUUCCACUCUGCAAUCAUUUCUCGGGAACAAAGGUCUUUGCGGAAUGCACAUAUUGGAGAUUCCUGCUUGUGCUAUCACUAAUCCUGGAAAACAAUCAAAGCUCAAGGAGGUUUUACUAGAAAUUGUUACUCCAGUGGUUACUUCAUCCUUUCUGAUAUUCUUGUUGGUUUCAGUUUGGAUAAUGAAACGACAGAAGAAAGGGAAGUCCAAAGAUGUUGAAAAGCUAUGGCAGUUGAAUAUCUACAUCAUGGUCAUGUCACUCCAAUAG